ACUGAUUGGGUGCUGCAGAGCGCGUGCGGUUGUGAGUAGAGUCUAAGGAGGCUUUAUAAACAGAAGACCCCAUGUGUCCACUUGAAACUUGACUUCGUGAACAGUUUAAGUAUUCUAUUAGUCAUCGACGCAUUAUUCCCGCUUUUCAGAAUGUCUACAGAAAACUUCAGAAUGCCCACAGACAACUUUUCAGACUUGGAGCUGGAGCUAACUGAUCUGCUCCAGGAGUUCGCUGAUGUGGUUGAGGAGUUGAGAGAGCCUUCACAAAGCGUCCCUUACGCAUACGAGCGGCUCCUGUCUGAAGCCAAACGGCGCACCGGGCUAGGGGGCGACGGCUCAGUGGUCAGCGACAGCGGCGUGGAGGACAAUAGUGACUGCAGCAGCGAGGUGUCUCUGGGUAACAGUUGGAACACCAGCGAAGAAGAGCUCCACACUGCAGGCAUAACAGUGACGCCCAAAGCCAGAAUGGGAGACACAGGAGACCUACAGAGAUUCAUCGACAGUUUGGACCGGGAACUAGCUGAUAUGUGAAUGGAGAGAGACGGAGAGAUGUAGACGGAGAGAGACGGAGAGAGACGGAGAGAGACGGAGAGAGACGGAGAGAGACGGAGACGGAGAGAGAGACGGAGACGGAGAGACACGGAGAGAGAGAGAGAGAGACGGAGACGGAGAGACACGGAGAGAGAGAGAGAGACGGAGAGAGACGGAGACGUAGAGAGACGGAGAGAGAUGGAGACGGAGAGAGACGGAGAGAUGUAGAGGGAGAAAGACGGAGACGGAGAGAGACGGAGAGAGACGGAGAGAUGUAGAGGGAGAAAGACGGAGAGAGACGGAGACGGAGAGACACGGAGAGAGAGAGAGAGAGACGGAGACGGAGAGAGACGGAGACGUAGAGAGACGGAGAGAGAUGGAGACGGAGAGAGACGGAGAGAGACGGAGAGAUGUAGAGGGAGAGAGACGGAGACGGAGACGGAGACGGAGACGGAGAGAGACGGAGAGAUGAAGAGGGAGAAAGACGGAGAGAGAGACGGAGAAGGCGAGAGAGCUGCUGAGACCACGUGGAAAGAGAAGAGAGAACAGGCUGCAUGGAUGGCUACUGCUGAACACACACACACACACACACACACACACACACACACACACAGAUCUAAAAUAGCACAGUUCUGUUGUGUUCGGAGAAAGCCAGCUCUCUCCUGGCCCCUCUGGGGAAAAAAGGUUAAACAUGAGGAAUUAAAAGAGCAUCUUGUUCCAAUAUGUAGAACACCACUGGACCUGAGGUGGUAGACUACAUCCCUUCCGUCAGACUGGUGACGUAUUCACACCUAAAUCAUGCUGUCUUACAGUCAACGUGUCUCUCUUCAACAGGAGAACAUGAACAUGUCUCUCUUCAACAGGAGAACAUGAACGUGUCUCUCUUCAACAGGAGAACAUGAAUGUGUCUCUCUUCAACAGGAGAACAUGAACGUGUCUCUCUUCAACAGGAGAACAUGAAGGUGUCUCUCUUCAACAGGAGAACAUGAACGUGUCUCUCUUCAACAGGAGAACAUGAACGUGUCUCUCUUCAACAGGAAAACAUGAACGUGUCUCUCUUCAACAGGAGAACAUGAAGGUGUCUCUCUUCAGCAGGAGAACAUGAGCGUGUCUCUCUUCAACAGGAGAACAUGAAUGGGUGCCAUUUAAUAUGCAGAUAUGAAUCAAAUCAAUGGGGGAAGCAGUAGAGACUCCACAGUAUCUUGUGAUCAGUAAGAGCCAACCUGCUGUUUCCUGGUGGAAGGCCUUAUAAUAGUGAAACCCAUUGUUAUCACAACCCAAUGUGUUGGAACCUCCCCAUGUACAGUAAUUGUGAAAAUGCUCUGUUUUAUAUUGUAAAGUGCAAAGUGAUGUACAGUAUUAUAUUAUACUAUACUACAAACAGAUCAGUCCCUAACCUGAUGAUGAUAAGCAUUUUUGUACAGAGGAAUAAAGAUACGUAUUUAAAAAAC
This is a messenger RNA of Oncorhynchus kisutch (coho salmon), 1982 nucleotides long. Its product is annotated as regulator of cell cycle RGCC-like. The record is from RefSeq and is a predicted model, not a curated record. The coding region runs from base 151 to 531 and encodes 126 amino acids. Gene Ontology annotation, biological process: regulation of cell cycle. The transcript has 5 exons. Lineage: Eukaryota; Metazoa; Chordata; Actinopteri; Salmoniformes; Salmonidae.